UACCAAAAUAUUAGCUAUUUUACAUAACGGAUGAAGAUAGGGAAUAAUAUAAAAAUCUCAAGAGUUCCAAAGCCCUGAAAGGUAUUUACGACAGCUUGGAGAGUAAAGAAGGCCCGAAAAACAUAUAUAAACUUGCAAAGAGACGAAAUCAGGCAACUAAAGACAUCACAAAAACGAAUCUGCUAAAGGGCUCGAAUGGACAAAUACUGUAUAGCGAUAGGAAUAUUUUAUAGCGCUGGUACGAGUACUACAACGUACUUCUGAAUACUAAAAGUCCCAUCUUGAGUCUUCCGACACCGCAACUUAAUAAAGGAAUGAUAGCACAUAUAUCACCAUCGGAAGUCAAGAAAUCCUUAAACAAGAUGGUCAACAAAAAAGCCGUAGGACCAGAUGGCAUUCCAAUUGAAGCCUGGAAGUGUUUAUAAAGAAGUUGUGUUACUGGCAAAUCUGUUCAAUUUUAUCAACAACUACAGCAACAACUACAGAGGCAUAAAGUUGAUGUGUCAUACCAUGAAGUUGUACGAGCGAGUGAUUAAUUGUCGAUUAUGGAUGGAAAUCACGCUCUCUUUCAACCAGUUCGGCUUUGUGCCAGGCAUGUCGACCAUUGACCCAAUGUUUGCUCUCAAUACCAUCGUUGAAGAAUACCGGGCUAAGAAGAAACCGCUGUAUAUGGCCUUUCUGGAUAUGGAAAAGGCAUUUGACCGUGUGCCUCGUGAUACAAUAUGGUGGUGUCUUCGGACUAAGAACAUCCCCGAAGCAUACGUCACUGUAAUUGCCGACAUGUACCGGGAAGCCAGGUCAGUGAUCAGGACCACUGUGGGAGUAAUUCGCUCAAUACCAGUCACAGAAGGAGUUCAUCAGGGGUCGGUGUUAAGCCCGUACCUGUUUAGCUUGGUGCUAGAUACUCUCACGGAGAGUGCUCAGAACGAGGCACGGUGGACAUUUAUAUAUGCGGAUGACGUGGCAGUAUGUACUGAGAGCCGUAAAGAGCUACAAAGAUUAUUACUGUCGUGGAAGCAUCAGUUGCAGAGAGGCGGUCUUAUGUUGAGUGUCCAAAAACGCAGUUCAUGGAGUGCAAUGUCCCCGAUUCAGACUCCGAGCCAAUAUUGGUUGACGGACAGGAAGUACAGAAAUGCAACCACUACAAAUAUCUUGGGAGCAUUGUGCACGAUUCCGGAUUACUGGAGAUCAACAUUCAAAACAGGAUUGCGGCCGCCUGGUUAAAGUGGAGAGAGGUGACUGGUGUGACCUGCGACAGUAAAAUGCCGAUAAAAAUGAAAGGCCUCGUGUACAAUACCAUCAUAAGACCGGUCCUUACUUAUGGCAGCGAAAUAUGGCCAGUGACCCAGCGACAUGUCCAAGCCAUCCAUGUGGCAGAUAUGAAGAUGCUGAGGUGGAUGUCAGGCGUCUCCAGGAUUGAUAGGGUUCGAAACGAACACAUCCGUGGUAGCCUCGGGGUGAGAGACGUCGCCGAGAAGCUCAAAGAAAGUCGGCUGAGGUGGUUUGGGCAUGUCAAAAGAAGGCCGCCAGAAUACGUAGGCAACAAAGCCCUUAGUUUUGCCUUACCAGGCCCAAACAGGAGGGGCAAACCAAGGCAGCGUUGGCGCAAUGUCAUCGCCAAAGAUUUAAACGCCUGUGGGUUAUCGGAAAACGACAUCCAGGAUAGAGCGAAGUGGAAGGAGAAAAGUAGGAAAGCGGACCCCGUCACAGUACGGGACAAACGCUAGGAGGAUGAUGACAUUGGCUGUUUGCCGAUUUCGUUCGCACCUUAGCCUUGCGCGCGCAUUGGAAACGAGCGUAAAAAAAAUAGCCAUUUUCCGUAUUUGAUAUAAAAUUGGAAUAGUUUUACAUGUUUUUAGUUUAUAUAUUGACGAUAAUGACAUUUUCAAGCAUUGAAAAUGAAGAACACAUUAAAUUGACGAUGCCAGUAAUACUAAUAGAGGCAAGAGCCGAGAACGAUAGCCUUUUACCAUCAAAAUCGGGUGAGAAAUAAUUGGCGGCAUAUGAAACUUUUAUUCAAUGGAAAAUAAACAAAAACGACCAGUGUUUCUUGGAAAACGUGAUGGUAGCUUACUUCAAUGAACUUGCGAAUAAGUGCCUACAAGCCAAGCACGCUUUGGUGCCAUUAUUCGAUGUUAAAGCUGUGAGCCACCAUUUAGAAAAUUGUACUUUUACUGUUUUGACAAAACUUAAUUUAUAAGUUUUGUAUUUUCCUCGCAAGUGUGUUGAAAAACGUCGUAUGAAACGCGUGUGCUUUAGUCAUUACACACAUCGGCUUUCUUAUUGCGCGCUCGCUUUCAGCUCGCGCGCACUAUAUCGCCUCGUGUGUGAUGACCAACUUAGCACACUUGCAUCAUAAUGUACUAUUAUAGGAUACUUAAUUCCAUUUAUAUAGCAUUUUUUACUAUUUGCAACAAAUAUAAUACAAGUCAGAAGCAAGAUAUGCUGCUCUGGCUAGAGCGACACAUUGAGGGUACAACUGUAUGUACACAGGUAUGUGUGUGUGUAACUCAUGCAAAAGUGUGACAGACCAAAAGCCGUCAACAGCGACUUAAAAAAGUGUUUUUACCUAUUAUGUAUUUUCAUUUAACCAACUGGAAAGGAGAAGGUUUCCAAUUCGUCAAAAACUUCAUUUUUUAAUACAUGGAUCUCGUUUUUUCUAAGACGGCUGGACCGAUUAGGUAAAUUAUGCUUACAUCAAAAGUGAUUUGGAUAUUUUCUCGAUAAUCACUAUUUGGUGAAGACUGUUGUUUGUAGGUAAACUGUUUUUUUUACUGGACAUUAUUUUCGUAUAAUCUUCUUAACGUACAAGUAUACUAUUAGAGUUGUAUACACUGUACACUGUAAACUGUUUUAUGAAGCCAUUCCUUUAUACUAUAUUAAAUAUUAUGGAUAAAAUAAGAUAUACAACUGCUUUUUUGGUAAAGUUUUUUAUAAGAUAUCCAGUGAGGCAUUGUUGCAGGAAGAGCUGCGUUACGUUUCCCCCUAUGCUAGGGUCUGAUCAUACUCGUAAAUCUGUUUUCUCACAUUCAAACCACAGGCUCCAAGGCGAUAAACAAUGGUUUUUGCUAUCUCCCUUUCAUAUCACGAGAACGUUUGGAAGCACAAUAGUAUUGCUGUGCCACUUCCGCCGUAGAAUUAACAUUAUACCGUAUUCUCAAACUGCUCGCUGAGUGAUUAUUUUACAGACAUGACUUUAUUUGUACUGUUUCAAUAAAUAUAUUUACCGUUUGCUCUUGAAAGUAUAUAUUGCCGCCUUUCAAACAUAUAUUAAAUUACCGCAAAACAGUCCUUAUUAUCAAUUACAUAUAUUGUAUUUUCAGUCUAUGAUUUCUCCCGGACAAUCAUGGACGACAAAAUAAAGCGAACCCUAGAUUUCAUGCCUGUUUAGCUGAAAUGCAACCAUCAGCCAGAAGUGAGAUAAACGUUAGAUAAACGGAACUGCAGAAAAUAUAGUUCUUUCAAUGUGUUUUUAAUUGCAAAAGAUGCUGCUAACCGAAAUUUUUGUUUUAGUGGAAUGCUAGGAUAAGUGCGUAUCCGGGUUAAAAGCGGAUAAUUCAGUUGUCUAUAUAACUAAGCAUUAUUUUCGUUUGAAAUCCACACAACUUCUGACACUAUG
Molecule: messenger RNA, 3619 nt
Organism: Cydia pomonella (codling moth)
Lineage: Eukaryota; Metazoa; Arthropoda; Insecta; Lepidoptera; Tortricidae
Exons: 1
Coding region: 1068-1727 (219 amino acids)
Source: RefSeq, a predicted model, not a curated record